AUGGCAUCCCCGAAGCAAGCAGCAACGUCCACCAACAAGGUAGCAGCCGGGUUCACUCUCCCGGUCCCGUACCGCCUCUUCUUCCUCCUCAUCGAACCCAUCGCGACACUCGCAGGCGCCUACUUCGCCUUCUUCGACCAGCGCACAUACCUCGACCUCACCCAUGCCACGUCCGCACCCACGCCCAUUCCGCUAGGCACAUCGAUAGCCUUGUCGCAGCUGGCCAAUCUCUACUUUGCCUUUGCCCUUAGCGAAGCACUCGUCUUGCGGGCGACCUCGGACCUGCGCGUCUGGAAGACAGUCCUGUUCUGCUUGCUUGUGGCCGACUUUGGGCAUCUCUACACCGUCAGCCCACUCGGCGGACAGAUCUAUGGGAGCGUGCUGGAAUGGAACGCCAUCGACUGGGGGAACAUUGGCUUUGUGUACUGGGGGGCGUCGAUGCGGAUCGCGUUCCUCGCCGUUCCUGAAAAGUUCACCGGAUUCCAGGUCCACGCCCCGAACCCGAAGCCCGAGUUCCACAAGAACGAGUUCCAGCCCAAGCCGUUCGGCGACUACGAUGUCGAUGUCAAGAUCGAGGCGUGCGGUGUCUGCGGCAGCGACUACCACACCGUCAGCGGCGGCUGGGGCGAGCAGAAGUUCCCUCUCGCUGUCGGGCACGAAAUCGUCGGCACAGCCCUCCGGGUCGGUCCCAAGGUAACGCUGAUCAAGCCCGGCCAACGCGUGGGCGUGGGCGCGCAGAGCUACUCGUGCCUGGACUGCCGGCAGUGCAAGAACGAGAACGAGACGUACUGCACGCAGCAGCUUGAUACGUAUGGCUCGGUGUGGCCUGACACUGGCAUCGUCUCGCAGGGAGGCUACUCGUCGCAUGUUCGGACACAUGAGCACUGGGUCUUCCCCAUCCCCGACGCCCUGCCCAGCACAAUCGCAGCCCCAAUGCUCUGCGCCGGCCUAACAGCCUACUCCCCGCUCGUGCGCAACGGCUGCGGUCCCGGCAAGAAAGUCGGCAUCGUCGGGCUCGGCGGCAUCGGGCACCUAGGCGUUCUCUUCGCCAAAGCCCUGGGCGCCGAAGUGUGGGCGAUCAGCCGCACGCACGCCAAGGAAGCCGACGCGAAGAAGAUGGGCGCCGACGGGUUCCUCGCGACGGCCGAUAAAGAUUGGAAUGUGCCGCACAAGAUGACGUUCGACAUCAUUGUCAACACGGCCAACAGCUUUGAAGGGUUUGAUCUGGACGCGUAUCUUAGUCUGCUAGAUGUACACGCCAAGUGGGUGAGCGUGGGGUUGCCCGAGGACGAGGGGAUCAAGAUUCGGAACCAGACGUUUUUGGCCAACGGGUGUUUUAUUGGUAGCUCGCAUUUGGGGAGUCGGAAGGAGACGCUGGCGAUGCUGCAGCUGGCUGCGGACAAGGGGAUCAAAACGUGGGUUGAGGAGGUGCCGAUCAACGAGACGAACCUGGGGGAUAUCAUGCGGCGGAUGCAGAAGACUGAUGUCAAGUACCGGUUCUGCUUGACUAACUUUGGGGACCAGUUUGGGGCGUGA
Molecule: messenger RNA, 1536 nt
Organism: Dichotomopilus funicola
Lineage: Eukaryota; Fungi; Ascomycota; Sordariomycetes; Sordariales; Chaetomiaceae
Product: NADP-dependent alcohol dehydrogenase
Exons: 4
Coding region: 1-1536 (511 amino acids)
Biological process (GO): alcohol metabolic process
Molecular function (GO): alcohol dehydrogenase (NADP+) activity; zinc ion binding
Source: RefSeq, a predicted model, not a curated record